AUGCCGGGAGACGAUCCUUCCGGCGAUUGGAGCUGGUGGCAGCGUCGGUUGAACACUGAGGCAGACUCGGAAGAGGCUCGAGUUCACCUUCUUCUCGAGAAUCCGGGCCCCUUGGACAGUGAGUUUGUAUUCUUCUUUCCAGAGGAUCUGGAGCUGGAACUUGAGUACUGGGCGGAAAGCGGAGAAUACACUCCUGAACAACUGCAUCAGGCAAGUAGCGGAUUCAAGCAGGGACUGAUGCUUUUGCACGCAAGUGUGACUAAUUGA
Messenger RNA from Protopolystoma xenopodis, 267 nucleotides. The record is from the annotation of a GenBank genome assembly. NCBI's taxonomy places the organism in Eukaryota, Metazoa, Platyhelminthes, Monogenea, Polystomatidea, Polystomatidae.